AUGGCGAUUAUAGUUAUUUCACUUCCACCUGUUCCAAAUUCAGCUCAUUUUUUGCCCAACAUAUCAUCAAUCCUUUCAUGGUUACUCCCGAACUCCACAAAAAAAGGGAAAAAGUUACCCUCAAACAUCAUUGACGACUUUGAUGAUUCACUGGAAUCGGCCACUAAGACCUACAAGAGAAACUUCAAUCUUCAACCCACUGGUUAACUCGAUAGUCAAACCAUUCAAUAAAUUUUACAGCCUAGUUGUGUUACUUUCUUGGCACUUCAUUGGCCGUUAAACAGGCGAGAUCUGACAUAUAGAUUUCCACUACAAAACCAAUUGGCUGAUGAUGUGAAGCAAGUUUUGGUGAAAACCUUUGAGAAGUGGUUACAAGAUCGGGUUCUUCUUUGGAGGCCACGACAAUUGAGAGCAUUUGAUGGAGUUCUAGUAACGUUAGCACACGCCUUCUUAUUGCCUAGAGGACGAUUUCAUUUGAACAGUGACGAGAACUGGAGUAAAGAUUCAUGGAAAGAGUUUUGGGGACGGACUUCAAAAGAUGAGUUUGCAGUUGAGGAAUGUUGCCCCACCUUUAAGCUUAUACUUAUAGACAUAUUGGGCACUGAAAGAGGGAUGUGGGUUGAAAGGAUAUACGGGGAUAUUCAAAAGCGCAUAGAUAGUGGGAGAAAUUGUACUCAUGGGUAUUAUGACAGAAAGGCAAACAGAGGAGCUAGAGAAAGGUACAAAGGGGAAAAUUUCAAUGGAUGUUCAGAUCCAGCAUUGGAGAAAAGAAGUCCUGGGAGAUCCAUGUUAGCAGCUCCAAAUGUUGACACCUGGCUGCUCAAGAAUGGAGAUGGUGGUUGGAAAUAA
Messenger RNA from Mangifera indica (mango), 849 nucleotides. RefSeq names its product metalloendoproteinase 3-MMP-like. Gene Ontology annotation, molecular function: metalloendopeptidase activity. Gene Ontology annotation, biological process: collagen catabolic process; extracellular matrix organization. The transcript has 7 exons. Lineage: Eukaryota; Viridiplantae; Streptophyta; Magnoliopsida; Sapindales; Anacardiaceae. The record is from RefSeq and is a predicted model, not a curated record.